Messenger RNA from Mastomys coucha (southern multimammate mouse), 1804 nucleotides. RefSeq names its product tetraspanin 4 (gene Tspan4). The transcript has 7 exons. Gene Ontology annotation, cellular component: membrane. Bases 338 to 1339 code for a protein of 333 amino acids. Lineage: Eukaryota; Metazoa; Chordata; Mammalia; Rodentia; Muridae. The record is from RefSeq and is a predicted model, not a curated record.
CUUCCCCUGUCCUUCAGCUGCAUCUUCUUGGGAGACCCCGGGAGGGUAACGGGGAGGUGGGGACUCGGGGUCGCUGCGAUUGGCCGGUGGGGCGGGGUCCUCGGGGGGCGGGGCCACGCUGGAUUGGCCCGGCGCUCGCGGGGCACAGCGGGCCGGCCCGCAGGUGUCUGGCCGCGGGGUGGGAGCCAAGUCGCGCGCCCGUUGCUACCGUGGGGCCGGGAGGUGCGGGAGCUCGCCGGUGUGGUGCGGAUGGGGCGUCCGGGAGCCACGGGCGCAGAGCGCUGACAACGGCUCUAGCCAGUGAGCGUGGCGGCGGGGGCCCAGCCUCCCCACCGCGAUGCGCCGCUCUAGCACGGACGAAUCCACGUACCGGCGCAGCCCUUCUCCCGAGAGCAAGGAGCCCGGCUUUGCGCGCGGCGGCCCCUUUCGGCGCUGCAGCAGCCUGUAUGGGCGCGCGGGCGCCGGGGACGCCGGGGAUGCGGGCGGCGGCUUCUUCGGCCUGCACUCGAACCCGGGCCCCAAGGCUGCUCAGGCGCGCUAUACAACGCCCAAGGGCAACAAGUAUGUGGUCUUCUACCUAGACCUCUCCUUCAUCUUCCUUCUAGAGCUGAAGCGCUGCAGUAUGGCGCGCGGCUGCCUCCAGGGCGUCAAGUACCUCAUGUUCGCCUUCAACCUGCUCUUCUGGCUGGGUGGCUGUGGUGUCCUGGGUGUUGGCAUCUGGUUGGCUGCCACACAGGGAAACUUUGCCACCCUAUCGUCUUCAUUCCCAUCCUUGUCGGCUGCCAAUCUACUCAUCGUCACCGGUACCUUUGUCAUGGCCAUCGGCUUCGUGGGCUGCAUUGGGGCCCUCAAGGAGAACAAGUGCCUACUGCUCACUUUCUUUGUGCUGCUGCUGCUAGUGUUCCUGCUGGAAGCCACCAUUGCUGUGCUCUUCUUUGCCUACAGUGACAAGAUUGACAGUUAUGCCCAACAAGACCUGAAGAAGGGCCUGCAUCUGUAUGGUACACAGGGCAAUGUGGGCCUCACCAACGCCUGGAGCAUCAUCCAGACUGAUUUCCGAUGCUGUGGCGUUUCCAAUUACACUGAUUGGUUUGAAGUAUACAAUGCCACUCGUGUGCCUGACUCCUGCUGUCUGGAGUUCAGUGACAGCUGUGGAUUACAUGAACCUGGUACUUGGUGGAAGUCGCCCUGUUAUGAGACAGUGAAAGCCUGGCUCCAGGAGAACCUGCUAGCUGUGGGCAUCUUUGGACUAUGUACGGCACUGGUGCAGAUUCUGGGCCUCACCUUCGCUAUGACCAUGUACUGCCAGGUGGUAAAGGCGGACACCUAUUGUGCAUAGGUCUCACAGCCUCUGCUUCUCUGCCAAAGGACCUGCCCAUGGAGAGAUGUCCAAACCCACUUCCCAUGCAGGACUUGGUGCUCUGCUGAAUUGCAAGGGGAAGAGCUUGAGGCCCGAGCAUCCAGGAUCCAUCCCUGCACCUGAGGGGACUUUGCGUGGGUGGCAGCAGAGACACCAGAUUAUAGGGUUGGUGCCAAAUGGCACCCAGGGCUAAGGGCCCAGGGAACUUUGACACUUUUUAUAUCCAUGUAUACCUUCCAGUGUUAACACAGGAUGGGGUCCCCAGCCUUGCAUGGAUGCCAGGCUGGGGGCAGGUCCAGUCUGCUCAAGGCCCACAAUGAUCUUGGUGCUCCAGGGAGGGCCAGGUCCCAUGAUCCACAUUCCAUGGCAGUGUCGUGGUUCCAGAUGCAUCUUAAUAAAGUGUGAGCAGUUCCUGGGUCUAGCUGGACACACAAAGGUUGUACA